Messenger RNA from Pogona vitticeps (central bearded dragon), 3494 nucleotides. It is a transcript of the gene NAPEPLD, whose product is annotated as N-acyl phosphatidylethanolamine phospholipase D. Gene Ontology annotation, cellular component: membrane-bounded organelle; cytoplasm. The record is from RefSeq and is a predicted model, not a curated record. Gene Ontology annotation, molecular function: N-acylphosphatidylethanolamine-specific phospholipase D activity; zinc ion binding. NCBI's taxonomy places the organism in Eukaryota, Metazoa, Chordata, Lepidosauria, Squamata, Agamidae. Gene Ontology annotation, biological process: N-acylethanolamine metabolic process; N-acylphosphatidylethanolamine metabolic process.
GAGCUCUGUGGAGCCGCUGCCGUGCGCUGCGUUUCCUGCCCUCGCUUCCUUGUCGGUGGGCAGCUAAACCGGAUCGGCAGCUGCCGUUUCGGGGCUGCAGAGACCAGCACCCGCUGCCCCAGCCAAAGAGAGGGGGCAAUAAAAACCCAGCCAUGGAGGAGGAGGAGGAAGAAACACCCCGGGAGAGCCUAAAGAGUUCCCAAGACUUCUGCAUGAGAGCAGUAACAAGCAAAUCAGAUGUUGGCUUCAGGCAAUUCCAUGCAAAAAAAUAUCUACCGGUCCUAGGAAAACCAUCUGUUUAGUAUAACACAAAGUUCCGCACCAAAAGAUAUGGAGGAAGAACAACCUUUGUCUGCUUGCAGCCAAAAUUCUGAGGAAGCAGUAAGAAAACGGCAAAAUUCGAGUCAAGGUUCUCGGAGCAGCGAUUCCUCCAGGACCUCAAGAAAAAGCUUCAGACUGGACUAUAGGUUGGAAGAAGAUGUGACAAAAUCAAAGAGAGGUAAAGAUGGGAGGUUUGUCAACCCCUGGCCAACAUGGAAAGCUCCGUCUUUCCCAAAUAUUUUGAAAUGGGCACUUACAGAACCGGACAAUAGCAAUAUCCCAUCUUCAAAGCAGGAACUUGACAGAGAGCUUCCAGUGUUAAAACCUUACUUUGUCCAAAAUCCCGAAUUAGUUGGAAAAACUGGAGCUGGUAUGCGAGUAACAUGGCUUGGACAUGCAUCAGUAAUGGUGGAAAUGGAGGAGCUGACAUUUCUUACUGACCCCAUCUUCAGCCAGCGGGCUUCUCCAGUCCAGUUUUGUGGUCCUAAACGCUUCCGGCCACCUCCGUGUACAGUAGAUCAGCUCCCCAAAAUAGAUGCUGUGUUGAUCAGCCAUACUCAUUAUGACCAUUUGGACUACAACACUGUAGUACAUUUAAACACUCGCUUUGGCAGUGACCUGAGGUGGUUUGUUCCCCUGGGUCUCUUAGACUGGAUGCAGAAAUGUGGUUGUGAGAAUGUCAUUGAACUGGACUGGUGGGGAGAAAACUGUGUUCCUGGUCAUGAUGCAGUGACAUUUGUUUUCACUCCUGCUCAACAUUGGUCCAAGAGGACUGCCUUGGAUGACAAUAGAGUUCUCUGGGGAAGCUGGUCUGUUUUGGGACCCUGGAACAGAUUCUUUUUUGCUGGAGAUACUGGCUACUGUGUUGCAUUUGAGGAGAUAGGGAAGCGAUACGGACCGUUUGAUCUAGCAGCCAUUCCCAUUGGAGCAUAUGAACCAAGAUGGUUCAUGAAAUACCAACAUGUGGAUCCUGAAGAGGCAGUUAAUAUUCACAUUGAUGUACAAGCGAAGAAAUCUGUGGGAAUUCAUUGGGGCACCUUUGCUUUAGCAAAUGAGUACUACUUGGAUCCUCCAGCUAAAUUGAAAGAAGCUCUUGAGAGAUAUGGAUUGAAGACGGAUGAUUUCUUUGUCUUAAAGCACGGCGAGUCACGAGACAUAAAUAUAAAUGAUGACGGAUUUGAAUAAAACAGAAAUUCUAUUUCUUAUGAACCUUAUUUGAGAAAUCAAUUAAGAUUGAUAAUUUUGUAAAUUUAAAUAUAAUUUUUAAGAUUUCAGGAGUGCUUUUCCAAUCCGACGAUCCUCUUAAAUCUUUGCAGAUAAGCGCUAUAAAAUGUCCAGUUUUUAACCACUACAUGAAAUAACCACACUAGAUGACAUCAGCAUAGCUACAGAUAACCUGUAAAUAAGUAGCUGAUUACAUUGCCUGCGAAGUAAAGAUUUCACAUUUUAAAAUGUUAAUUUGAGGUGGGUGUGGAGGGGGAAUAACAUAUGCAUUGAAACACCAAUACAGGUCACCUGCUGGGAAUUACUUGCUUUAGGCCACUGACCAGAAGACCCAUCCUGCAUGAUGCAUGUGCACUCAUGCUUCUUGGCACUCGGCAUUGAUGAGUGAGUUUCCCUUCCCUAAAUUUAAAAAGUAGCUUCUUAGUUCAGUGCUGGUCUAGUGACUGAGACAGGGUCAGAGCCCUGCUUGCGCAUGCCAGCUUGGUGCAUGCAUUUGUAGAAACUGGUUUUCUGCCAGAGAAAGUGAUUUAUGUAUUUCUGCAUGCCUUUCCCACCACCACCCUGGGCCUGCUAUCAUAACGAACAAGCAUCAGCCUGGAUUGCAUGUAUAGAUGGGUGAAGGCUUCAGUCUAGAAUCCAUGCACACACUGGCCUAUGGUGUGUAUACUGCUGUCCUUUUGAACCCCUUCCUGCCUCCUUUGGGAGCAGAGGACUCUUGAACUGCCCCACUCUCACUAAUCAUCUGAUCAGCAAGAGCAUUGUGGAAGGUAUCUGAAUGCAGUGGUAUUAGAGUACAAAACUUUGUUAAUCAUGAAGGUAUCUAGAUAGCAGCCUUCUGAAAAAUGUAAAAAAGCACUUCCUUGGAAAUGAAUCCCACUGAAAUCAGUUACUAUUUUGGUUACUGUGAUUAGGAUCUGCAAUCCGUCCUGUAAAGCUGACAGUCCAGUCCUGUGCAUGUUUACUCAGACACAAAGCCCUCAGUAAUAACUGUAAAUUCUAUUAGGCAUGCUUAGGCUUCCACAUUUAAUGGUAGCUCAACAAACAAGUGUAAUAGUUUGAUUAGAUUUUUUAAAAUUAGGCUGCAAGCUAAAAAAAUAAAUAAUCUAAUUAAAGAUAACACUGCUCUGAAGUAAGUUCAUCACUUUGUAAGUUGCACUGAAGUAAAUGAAAUAUUUUGAAUACAUUGCAGGCUAAAUGUGAAUAAACUUUGGUCUGUUUAUCUCUCUUGAGCAGAUUAUUCACCGCAGGGUGUGUCCUGUGCCUUUUGAAAUUAUAUGUGUUCUGUUGUGGUUUUUUGAGACAGUCUUCCAACACAGUUGUUGCUGAAGCACAUUUUAAACAAAGUACUGCUUUUACUGAAUGUCUGUAAAUUUUCAUUUGCAAAUGUAAGAGCCAAGUUUUGAAGUGAUCUGAUGAAAUGUGCCUUUUAAAAGUUUUAACUGUGUAGAAAAUGCCUGUUUAUUUUACUGCUGGCCAGAAUAUCUGAAGACACACAUUGUGUUGUCACUGUGAAAUUGCUCCUUAACACAGAAUAUUUCUGUGGUUUGAAAAUCAAAGUUGCAAAUAGAUUACAUAACUGACCCCAUUACUUUGUUGUUCUUUGAAAUCUUUAUUCAGUUUGUUUUUUGCUCCUUUCUCUUGCCAAUUAUAAAAUUCUAAACAAAAUGUUUUAAGAGAAUGAUAUGAAAAGUGUACACAGUUUGCUUAUAAAAAUGAACGCAUGAUAUGAUUAUGAGUUUGUUUGGCACUGUAAAACAUAGCCAAAUCUACCUACAUUGAACUGUUAUACUAAUUUAGAGAAUAAAAAAAUACUUGCUCAGAAGUUAUGUCAUUUUAUUACACAGUAUUUUUGAACAGAUGUAUAUUGUUAGGACACCAGAGCUGAUUAUUGCUUUUCAGAAUCUAUUUCACUUUCAAAUCCAUUAAUAAAUUCUGAAUGUUCCUUUUUA